AUGAAGAAGAGCGUGCACCACAAGGUGGCGGAAGCCUUCUACAGCUACCUAAAGAUGUUGCGUCACGUUUGGGUGCUCACCUGGCCGGGCCCCUGCGUCCAGUCCAUUUCACUCACAUACUGGACUCUGGAGAUCACCGAGUGCUUCGAGAGCGAGGAGCCCAAGGAGAAUCUGGCCAAGUACCUGCAAAAAUGCCUCCUGCAGAUUAACAAGAUUGUGGACUUGGUACGUGGCGACCUCAACACACAGAAUCGCAUCACCUUGGGCGCCCUGGUGGUCUUGGAUGUCCAUGCCCGUGAUGUCCUGGCGGAAAUUGUGGCGAAUCAAGUGGAAGACUUGCAGGAUUUCCAGUGGCUUUGCCAGUUGCGUUACUAUUGGGAGGAUAAUAAUCUGGACACGAGGAUGAUAAACUGCUCUUUGCCGUAUGGAUAUGAGUAUCUGGGAAACACCACUCGACUGGUGGUUACUCCUCUCACGGAUCGGUGCUAUCGAACCCUGUUUGCUGCCCUGAAUCUGCAUUUGGGUGGUGCUCCAGAGGGUCCUGCCGGCACUGGCAAGACGGAGACCAUAAAGGAUCUGGCCAAGGCCGUGGCCAAGCAGUGCGUGGUGUUUAAUUGCUCGGAUGGAUUGGACUACCUGGCUCUGGGCAAGUUCUUCAAGGGAUUGGCUUCGUGUGGCGCUUGGUCCUGCUUCGACGAGUUCAACCGCAUCGACCUGGAGGUGCUGUCGGUGGUGGCGCAGCAGAUCUUGACCAUCCAGCGGGGCAUCAACUCGGGCAGUUCUACUCUGGUGUUCGAGGGCACCAAUCUGACCGUGGAUCCCACUUGUGCUGUGUUCAUCACCAUGAAUCCUGGCUACGCAGGACGCUCCGAGUUGCCUGAUAACCUCAAGAUACAUCGAACAACGGCAUGGGUUCCACUGAUUUUCUAG
Molecule: messenger RNA, 930 nt
Organism: Drosophila takahashii
Lineage: Eukaryota; Metazoa; Arthropoda; Insecta; Diptera; Drosophilidae
Product: dynein axonemal heavy chain 7-like
Biological process (GO): microtubule-based movement
Cellular component (GO): dynein complex
Molecular function (GO): dynein intermediate chain binding; minus-end-directed microtubule motor activity; dynein light intermediate chain binding
Source: RefSeq, a predicted model, not a curated record